Molecule: messenger RNA, 2103 nt
Organism: Mus caroli (Ryukyu mouse)
Lineage: Eukaryota; Metazoa; Chordata; Mammalia; Rodentia; Muridae
Gene: Znf48
Product: zinc finger protein 48
Biological process (GO): regulation of transcription by RNA polymerase II
Cellular component (GO): nucleus
Molecular function (GO): DNA-binding transcription factor activity, RNA polymerase II-specific; sequence-specific DNA binding
Source: RefSeq, a predicted model, not a curated record
GGGCGCCGAGCUUCGCGGUGCAGAGGACUUGAAAGCGGCUGAGAGCCAUCGGUACAGGUGAGGGCGGCGGUCCGCACCGCACAGAAAGGGACAGAGACAAUGGAGGCUUCUCCGGGGGAUGAGUUUAAACAUUCACCACAGGAGAGGGAUGUCUCAGAGUUCAAGGAAGAGGAACAGUUAGCCCCAGCUCUCCAAGUAGAAAAUACUUCUCUCAAACCCGAUGGCUUUCAGAGCUGGGAUGAUUUAUGGGUCCGCGGAGAGGGGCUUGGAAAGCGAGAGCCUCCAGACCCAGUCCCCCGGGUUCUGGAAGAACCCCGGUGGGGACAGGGCAGUAAUGACCGAGCUGCUGUGUGUGGUGAGUGUGGCAAGAGUUUCAGGCAGAUGUCUGAUUUGGUGAAACACCAGAGGACGCACACAGGGGAGAAGCCCUACAAGUGUGGCGUCUGUGGCAAGGGCUUUGGGGACAGCUCAGCCCGAAUCAAACAUCAGCGAACUCACACUGGCGAGAAGGCCUACAGGGUCCGGCCACCGGCCCCAGGUCCUCCCAAGAUGCCUCGAUCUCGGAUUCCUGCUGGUGAACGGCCCACGAUCUGUGGCGAAUGUGGCAAGAGCUUCCGGCAGAGCUCUGACCUGGUAAAACACCAGCGGACGCACACAGGAGAGAAGCCCUACAAGUGUGGCAUCUGUGGCAAGGGCUUUGGGGACAGUUCAGCCCGAAUAAAGCACCAGCGGACACACAGAGGGGAUCAGCUCCCCCGGCCAGUGGUUCCCCGACAGCAACCAUCCCCGGCAGCUCCGGCGGCUCCACACAGACCCAAGGCCCAGGACAAGCCGUAUAUCUGCACCGACUGUGGCAAAAGGUUUGUGCUCAGCUGCAGCCUGCUGAGCCACCAACGUAGUCACUUAGGCCCCAAACCCUUCGGUUGUGAUGUGUGUGGAAAGGAGUUUGCGCGGGGCUCUGACCUGGUGAAGCAUCUGCGGGUACACACAGGUGAGAAGCCCUACCUGUGCCCUGAGUGUGGCAAGGGCUUUGCUGACAGCUCCGCCCGGGUGAAGCACCUGCGCACCCACAGCGGCCAGAGGCCUCACGCCUGCCCAGAGUGUAACCGUAGCUUUAGCCUCAGCUCCACUCUCCUUCGCCACCGCCUCACCCAUGUGGAGCCCCAGGACUUCAGUCUCGCAGCCUACCCCGUGGUCCCGCUCAUCCCCAGCCCUCCUCCACCUCCUCUUGGCACCAGCCCCUCACUGACGCCUCGGAGUCCUUCACACUCCAGCGAUGGGCCUUUUGGCCUACCUGGCUUGGAACCAGAGCCUGGGGGCCCACAGGCUGGGGAGCCGCCCCCACCUCUGGCAGGUGACAAGCCCCACAAGUGUCCUGAGUGCGGCAAAGGUUUCCGCCGAAGCUCUGAUCUGGUGAAACACCAUCGUGUGCACACAGGGGAGAAACCCUACCUCUGUCCUGAGUGUGGCAAAGGCUUUGCUGACAGUUCUGCCCGAGUCAAGCACCUCCGCACCCACCAGGGCGAACGCACUAGACCACCACCACCAUCUACUCUCCUGCGGCCCCAUAAUCCACCUGGUUCUGUACCCAUUGCCCCUCAGUCUCCAGUGCGGGACCAGCCCUCCGGACCCAGCCAGCUUCAUGUGUGUGGCUUCUGUGGGAAAGAGUUCCCCCGGAGCUCAGAUUUAGUCAAACACAGGCGUACACAUACUGGGGAGAAGCCAUACAAAUGUGCAGAAUGUGGUAAGGGCUUUGGUGACAGCUCUGCUCGAAUAAAGCACCAGCGUGGGCAUCUGGGGCGGGGCCAGACGGGCGAACCAAUGAAUGUCCGCCCCUGGGGCCCCGCCCCGCCCCCGCCUCCGGAGCCGCGGCCUUCGCAGAGCACCCAACCGCCCCUCGCCCAGGCCCGGGGCCGCACGAGCACCGAAUCUCGGGCUGGUCGCCGACCCAGGCUCUGGGGAGUGACUCAGCGCGAGGAGGGUGGCAACUCGCGGGAGCUGGAGAUUCGAACUGUUCAGGGCCCUGAAUGUCGGGAUGAGUGGGGUGAACGGGUGUCUUCUGAGCUGGGCCCUGGGCAGUGCCGGAGCGUGGGGCUGGGUUAG